This is a messenger RNA of Acanthopagrus latus (yellowfin seabream), 2560 nucleotides long. RefSeq names its product tensin-4-like. The transcript is spliced from 13 exons. Gene Ontology annotation, molecular function: protein binding. The coding region runs from base 95 to 1867 and encodes 590 amino acids. NCBI's taxonomy places the organism in Eukaryota, Metazoa, Chordata, Actinopteri, Spariformes, Sparidae. The record is from RefSeq and is a predicted model, not a curated record.
CUAAAAGUAAAACAGUGGAAAGCGUGAGAGCCGAACAGCAUUACAACCAGUAGAGCCCAGACCAAAAGACAACAAGACUGUGAGCUCUUCUAACAUGAUGCCUGCAGCGAAAGGCAUGUCCCAAAUGAUGCCCAAUCAUGUUCUAAGAGUGGGUCAAACUAUCCGUCUGGACUCGCAGGAGACAGUCCAUCCACAUCCCUUUCUCGUGAAACCCAGUGGUAACAAUAGUGAUGCUGAUCUUGACGUUUCACUGGAUAAUCUCAACCAGCUCAUCCUGGAACUGGAUCCAACAUUUGAACCCCUUCAGGUCAACAAAAGUCCCUUGUGCAGCCCUGCUACAGAUGACACCAGCUCAGACGAAGAUGUCUCCCACUGUGUGUUGGUCCCUAGAGGAUGCCCUCCCAGCUCCUCGCCCACCGUAGUACCGUGUGUGUCACCCAGUAUAAACAUCCCUUCACAGAGCAGUCUCAGCUGUAGUCCCAAUGGCACACUGGUGUUCUCCAGCUCCCCUUCUUCCUGUCUGCCUCCUCUACCAUGUGGAAGUGUACCCCGACGAAGUCCCUCACAGAAGCAAGACAUAUCCUGUUCCCAAGGAUCCCUGCGCUUGUCGCACUCCAACAGAAACAGUGCUGCCUCACUUCACUCCAUGUCAACAUGUUCAGACACCAGCUACAUCCUUGGCAGCAACCUGUCCCUGGCCAGUGAAGAUGCCGACUCUCCAGAGUCCAUCCUUACUAGUCCAUCCAGCUCCUUCAGUGAUGGCCCCAGAAUGAGACAGAGCCCAGAGAAGCCCUCGCUGACAAAGCAAGGCCAUCUACAGGAGCCUUACAGCAAAGGAGCACAGAGCAGUCCAGCUUCACUCGCCGGGUCCGUGACCGAUAUUCCUGUACUGCUGAUCAACGGUGCACCACAGCCAGAUCUGUACAUCCAGUCUCCUGGACCAGAGAUGGACUUGAUCCAGACUAUCUCUCUGUCCAACUCAAAGCCAUUUUCACCUCACAGUUUCCAAGCCCAUUUCAGUGGCAGUCAGCCCUCAAUGAAAUUUGUCAUGGACACUUCAAAGUUUUGGUUCCGUCCACAUGUCAGCAGAGCAGAGGCUGAGGCCUUGGUGAAGGACAAGGAAGCAGGGACAUUUGUGGUGAGAGACAGCACCUCCUACAAGGGCAGCUUUGGUCUGGCCAUGAAGGUCGACCAGACCUCCGCCAUCCUCACAGCCAACAACCACCCAGAGGAGAGCAGCACAAAUCUUGUCAGACACUUCCUCAUUGAAUCGUCGCCUAAGGGUGUGCGGAUCAAAGGCUCCUCUCAAGAACCAUACUUUGGAAGUCUGUCUGCCCUGGUCUACCAGCACACCAUUUCUGCUUAUGCUUUACCCUGCAAGUUAAUGCUCCACUCCCAAGCUCUGGGCGCAGCAGAGGAGAGGGCUAAUGCCAAACCGGCAUCAGAGGACAACAGUAAAACAGCUUGCAAUUUUGUCUACCUGAAUGCGGUCCCCACUGAGAUGCUGACGGGCCCUUGUGCAGUGCAGAAGGCGGUGUCCUCCACCCUCAAGAAGGCCUCGGGUUCUUUCACACCAACCAUAGUCAGUCUGAAGGUGUCUUUGAAGGGUGUUACACUCACAGAUAUCAACAGGAAGCAGUUCUUCAGGCGCCAUUACCCUGCUCACCUGCUCAGCUACGGCGGUGGAGAUCCAGACAAUCGACUGUGGCAGAGAGGUUCCAGUUUUGGUGCAAGGAUGUUUGGCUUUGUGGCAAAAGGUGUAGAGGCUGGUAUGGAGAACGUGUGCCACGUCUUUGCAGAGUAUGACCCCCUCCAGCCUUGCAAUAAAGUCAUUGAUAUUAUUCAGCUUUCAAUAGCCAAGCCAUAGACACGUAAGGACUGAGACGACAUAUUACGACAUGUCCGUCUGCUGUGCUUUCACGAAAUAAUCUAUCCAAUAUGGAGGUCAUCUCAAGUGUCACUACUGCUGUUGUUAAACUGGAAAAUGUACUGUAUCUGCCAUAGUACAAUACCAAUAAAAUCUGAAUUAAAAGUCCUUCGGACAUCCCAGAUUUGUCCUGUGGUCAGAUGAUAAAAGUCAUAUAGAAAAGACAGUUGUAACUGGCAUAUAUGAAGAUAUACAAGACCGAACAGCUGUCAGACAAGACAUAAGAGACAUUAAAAGCAGCAUCAUGUACAAUAAUUGUACUUAAAUGGCAAUGUGACAUAAUAUCCAACCAGUUUGUAAGAAAGCCGAAUCAAACUCAACAAUAUAAUGAGUAAAGAUGUCAGUCUAAAUUUGUUUGUAUAAAAUGUUAGAACAGCUUAUGUAUAGCUUAGGCCAAGGUAAAGCAGUUGAUUUGUCUUAUAUCUUGACCUAGAACAUUUCCUAUGUAUAUUAAAUGUGCACUAGCCUAUGCUGUCAUGUCCUUUCAUUUCAAGACAGAAACUUGGUAGAUACCUUAGUUGUAUAGUUUAUAAUGUAUUUAUUAUAAUACCCUGUAAACAAUUUCUUCUGUGUAUAUUCAUGUAUUUUUUUUUUAAUUGUUGUGAUGAAAAAUAAACAUGUCCAGCAGCUGAA